UUAAUUCUUCGCCUCACUUUUUUUUUUCUCCAGCGGUCAUUCAAACAUCAUUAUUUUUUUUUGUUUGAUGAUCUCUGAAACCUUUACUACUCAACUUCGUCUCCUCACCGUCCGAUGUAUUGACUUUAUUUUCACCGAUCAAAACUAAACUUUGACUUUCAAACAAUCCGGCGACGAUGGGUCACUGUUACAGCCGGAACAUUUCCACCGUCGACGAUGACGGCGAGAUCCCCGCCGGAACAGCUCAGUUACCUCGUCGUUCUAAUGCCAACCACCACCAGACGACUUCAUCGUCUAUUCCCCAGUCUCCGGCUGCUUCGGAAGUCAACCCUUACACAAUCAGCCCAUUCCAAAGCCCGUUACCGGCGGGAGUAGCUCCGUCUCCGGCGAGAACUCCGGGAAGAAAAUUCAAAUGGCCGUUCCCGCCUCCUUCACCUGCGAAACCAAUUAUGGCGGCUCUGAGACGGCGACGAGGUGCAGCACCACAGCCGCGAGACGGUCCGAUCCCUGAAGAUAGCGAAGAAGUCGAUCACGGUAGAGCCGGAGGUAGCGGUGGCGGAGUCGGAGGGAGGUUGGAUAAGAAUUUUGGAUUUGCUAAGAAUUUUGAAAGCAAGUAUGAGCUUGGGAAAGAGGUGGGUCGAGGGCAUUUUGGUCAUACUUGUUGGGCUAAAGCAAAGAAAGGCAAGAUCAAAGGUCAAGCUGUUGCUGUCAAAAUCAUCUCUAAAUCUAAGAUGACAUCAGCUUUAUCGAUUGAAGAUGUUCGUCGAGAGGUGAAGUUGUUGAAAGCUUUGUCUGGGCAUAGUCAUAUGGUUAAGUUCUACGAUGUGUUUGAGGAUGAUGAUAAUGUCUUUGUUGUUAUGGAGUUAUGUGAAGGUGGGGAGCUAUUGGACAGAAUUUUGGCAAGAGGUGGUCGAUACCCGGAAGCAGAUGCUAAGCGUAUUCUUGUGCAGAUUUUAUCCGCAACUGCUUUCUUCCAUCUUCAAGGUAUUGUGCACCGUGAUCUGAAACCGGAGAAUUUUCUCUUUACCAGCAAAAGUGAGGAUGCAGUACUCAAGGUUAUAGAUUUCGGCUUGUCUGAUUUCGCUAGAUUCGAUCAACGUCUCAACGAUGUGGUAGGGAGUGCAUACUAUGUUGCACCUGAAGUACUCCACAGAUCCUAUAGCACUGAGGCUGAUAUAUGGAGCAUUGGUGUCAUAUCUUACAUAUUACUCUGUGGAAGUAGACCAUUUUACGGAAGAACCGAGUCUGCUAUUUUUCGUUGUGUUCUUAGAGCAAAUCCGAAUUUCGAAGAUUUGCCCUGGCCUUCAAUAUCUCCUAUUGCCAAAGACUUCGUGAAAAGGCUUUUGAACAAAGACCACAGGAAAAGAAUGACAGCUUCUCAAGCUUUAGCUCAUCCAUGGCUUCGAGAUGAAAACCCUGGUUUACUUCUAGAUUUCUCUGUCUACAAAUUGGUGAAGUCUUAUAUUCGAGCAUCGCCUUUCAGACGAGCAGCACUUAAGUCUCUAUCGAAAGCUAUACCCGAAGAAGAACUCGUGUUCCUUAAAACACAGUUUAUGCUUCUGGACCCAGAAGAUGGAGGCCUGUAUCUUCACAAUUUCACUACGGCUCUGACAAGAUAUGCUACGGAUGCUAUGAUCGAAUCUAGGCUUCCUGACAUUUUAAACUUGAUGCAACCCUUGGCACAUAGAAAACUUGAUUUUGAAGAGUUUUGUGCUGCUGCGGUCAGCGUUUAUCAACUUGAGGCUCUUGAAGAAUGGGAACAGAUCGCAACGAUAGCCUUUGACCACUUUGAACGUGAAGGAAGCAGAGCCAUUUCUGUCCAAGAACUCGCCGAGGAGAUGAGUUUGGGACCAAAUGCGUAUCCUCUGCUUAAUGAUUGGAUCCGAAGUUCAGAUGGGAAGCUGAAUUUCUUAGGCUAUGCCAAGUUCUUGCACGGUGUGACUGUUCGUAGCUCGAGCUCGAGGCCGACGAGGUGACUUCUAACUUUGCAGAAUCAGUCCCUAAUCGUAUAAAACAUGAAUUAUAAUUAUACUGUCGAUUCCAGAGGAACCCAUUCUAAAGCCAAACAAACAAAAAGGAAGAUUAUUUUGUACUAUAUUAUUAAGCAUUUCUUUUUGUAUUUAAAUUCCGGUUUGUAUAGGAAGAAUUGGUUGAGCUGUUGUUGUGGUUCGGUUCUGGUUUUGUUUCCCCUGAGCAAUCGUAUUGUUUCUCUAUUGGAGGUGUAAUAAAUCGAGAUCUAGAUACAGUAAAAAAUUUCUGUGCUAAUUCAACAAUUAACAUCA
Molecule: messenger RNA, 2282 nt
Organism: Capsella rubella
Lineage: Eukaryota; Viridiplantae; Streptophyta; Magnoliopsida; Brassicales; Brassicaceae
Product: CDPK-related kinase 6
Exons: 11
Coding region: 177-1976 (599 amino acids)
Biological process (GO): peptidyl-serine phosphorylation; intracellular signal transduction; protein autophosphorylation
Cellular component (GO): cytoplasm; nucleus
Molecular function (GO): ATP binding; calmodulin binding; calcium/calmodulin-dependent protein kinase activity
Source: RefSeq, a predicted model, not a curated record